GUGCGUCAAGUUUUAUAGUUUACUUGACAAUUCACAUUUCUGUAGCAACGCGAAGCUGGAAGGUCGUCAAAACUUUUACGUUGAUGAAUUUAUAAAUAUUAGUUAAUAGCUACUUUGUUUUUAUAGAAUACGUAACUUAGUUAUUCCUACACCAAAGGGUGUAAGUUUAAAAACAGUACAAAUCGUUACAUUAAAAUUGACUAAUAUUUAUAAUACAAAGUUAUUAAGUGUUCCUAAAAAUGGCAUUAAAGUUUUAUGUUAUUUUUGCAUUUUUAUGUAUUGUGCCCAUAAUAUACGCUUGUAACGAAGCAAUAUGUGCAAGUGUUGUUUCCAAGUGUAUGCUUACUCAAUCUUGCAAAUGUGAUCUCAAAGAUUGUACUUGCUGUAAAGAGUGCUUCAAUUGCCUCAGCACAUUGUACUAUGAGUGCUGCAGCUGUGUUGAUAUGUGUCCUAAACCAAAUGACACUCAAACUGAGCUUUCAAAAGCAUCAUAUGUUGAGGAGUUACCAGACAAUGUACCAGGCUUGUUUGCAGCCCUAACUGGUGAAUCUGACCCUCAGCAAAGAUGGUUGUCCAUAACAUACCCUGUAGACCUUGAUAUUUCUGCAUUCCAACCAGCUGCAGAGAGGCAGUUGGUGUAUCAUCUCCAAAGUGUGGAACAAGAUUCGGAGCCAGUUAGUCGUGAUAUUCUCACUUUUAACUGUACUGUGGCAUAUAUGUCCCAAUGCAUGUCCUGUUCCAAGUGUAAGGCCUCUUGCAGAUCAAUGGGCUCCAAUAGCUUUAGAUGGUUCCACGAUGGAUGCUGCGAGUGCGUGGGUGAUAAAUGUAUAAAUUACGGGAUAAAGGAGAGCAGAUGUCUGGCAUGUCCAGGUGGUAUAGAGACUGCGGAAACUGCGGUAGAUGACGACCUCAGUUACGACGAUCUCGACUAUGGAGAGGAAGUAGACGCCCAAUCUGUUUGAAGUAUCAAUUAAGUUUUAAUAAGUAGAAAGCUUUAAUUUUACUGUGACCUAUUUAGCCAUUCACAAGAUAUACUUACGUAUUAAUAACGAUAAUGAGACAAAAAAAAAUAAUUUCUUGAUAAUAUUUUUGAUUAUUAAUUACAAUGUAAAAUGAGCAAUGUUUUUGUGCGAGCUAAUAGUUAUAUCGUUCAAGAAUUAUAUUCGUACGAAUUCUUAAAUGGCAACGCACUGCGAGCCUUUUGUCAAUGUACGUGUCCAUGGGCGGCUGUGUCCUGCCCAUUUACCCCGUUCUAUAAAAAUAAUCGUUAUAGGAUGUAAAAAUUAGUUGGCGCUAAUACUGGAAUCUGAAAUGCCUAGAAAAUAGUGUAAUUGUACCGUUUCUCUCUCUCAUCACAGUUUAUACACUAUUUGAUAGAAAGAGACGAAAGAUUACUGAGGGACUGAAUUUUCUGUACGAAGACAUAUUUGAUAAUGAAUUGCCCAUCUCUAAAAAUUCUAACCAGUUUCAUUAGCUGUCAAUCGCUCUUUUAUAUAUAAACUUUGACAUAUUUACCAGUACUCAAAACGAGAUUGUGACUGGAGAUACGAUUUAAAACACUGGCCGAAGUGUUUAUGAAUAAGGCUCUAGAAAUCGUAAAUCAAAUUGAAAGUGUUAGUGUAAAAUAUUUUUUUUUCAACUGUAAUUUAUAUUCAAGAUGAGAUUAUAAUUUCGGAUAAGAUCCUAAUUAGGUUCCAACAACAAUUUCUAUUGGAUUUUUUUAAAUUACGUUUUUUAUACUCAAUAUUCACAAAUCCAGUUAUUAUGUUAAUUUAUAGAUUUAAGUAAAAAUCAAGAGAUUCGAAACAAACUCUUAACUUGUAUUAUUAAUAUUUAACUUUUAAUAAGAACUUCGAAGCAUAGAAUAGAUAAAAUUGUAUAGGACUUUUGUCUAAUGUGUCGAUUUAACUCACAAAAUUUAAUACACAUGACAAAUACAUAAAGUAUGAUUGCAUUAUCAUGUAUAAAAUUUAUCUCCAUUACCCGUCCAUCUGGACUUACCCUUUUUGAGAAUCUAUGUUACAUUUUACAAGGGGCUAUUUGACAAGAUUUAAAAACUAUUUCAAAUUAUUCAUUAGCGUUUAUGUAACCUUCAUUAUACAUAUAUUCAUUUUGUUAAGUUUGCUUUAAAAUGUCAAAUAUACAUAAUUUGAAUAACCCGCCAAAACAAGAUGGCGUCGCACCAAACAAACGUCAAGUUUUUUACGUGUUAAUUGUCAUUCUUAUAUUAAACGAACACACUUAUAUUUCGAUAUAACAGUCUCCGAAUUAUAACUCCAAUGGAAUUUUAGACAAGUGAAGACAUUAUUUACUGGCAUGAUACGCCGUCGACUAAUCUGUGACCGUUUUGUGUCACGUGACUGACGUAUAAAAUCACUAUUUUAAACUAUGGACUACUUAAACUUGGAAUACUUCCAAUAAUUAUUUUUCUGUCAAAUAGCCCUUUCCCAUAAUCCACAAUGAAUAGUGUUCUUAAUUAAAACAUCAUUUUUUU
Pieris napi is the source of this 2494-nucleotide messenger RNA. RefSeq names its product twisted gastrulation protein homolog 1-A (gene cv). NCBI's taxonomy places the organism in Eukaryota, Metazoa, Arthropoda, Insecta, Lepidoptera, Pieridae. Gene Ontology annotation, biological process: regulation of BMP signaling pathway. The record is from RefSeq and is a predicted model, not a curated record. The coding region runs from base 240 to 962 and encodes 240 amino acids. The transcript is spliced from 5 exons.